AUGAAAAACUACGACAAUUUUGAUUUCAAUGACGUUCAUUUCACUGAUGGUGAUAUAUUUGAUGUUAAACUGAAUGAUGUUGAGGAUGAUAGUUAUUCGGUAUCUAAUGGGUAUCAAAGUUUAGAUGAUGGUGAUGAUGCUGAUAAUAUUCACAAUGAUGACUUGGUUGAAGUAGAUGCAGUUGUAGGUGAUAGAUUAGUGAGAAUUGUCUCUAUUACUUCUGAUGAAAUUUGUGUUAUGAAAUUUGGUACUGUUGAUGAAGUUUAUGAAUUUUAUUAUCGAUAUGGUAAUUGUAAAGACUUUGCCAUCAGGAAACGUAAUGUUAGGACAAGAGGGUCUGAAGGUAGUCAAAUAACAGUAAUGAGACAGUUUGUUAUUGUAAAUUAUUAA
Molecule: messenger RNA, 390 nt
Organism: Lathyrus sativus (Indian pea)
Lineage: Eukaryota; Viridiplantae; Streptophyta; Magnoliopsida; Fabales; Fabaceae
Source: the annotation of a GenBank genome assembly